AAUACAUAAUCAUUGAUAUCAAAGUUGAUAUACCACAAAGAGUAUUUUUGUCCUCAAAGAUUCACCAAAAAUCUAUCAAUUUUAAUCCUUUACGUUGAUUAACAAAUUUUUUAAACAUUAUUGGACUUGUCACUAACGAGAUAUUUUAGAAAGACUUCAUAGAUUGUCUCAAAUAAAAUUUCAAAAAGAUUUAGCAACUUACGUGAUAUUAAAUGUAUUGAAAUCGUAUUAACAAUAUUUAUGUGAACAAUUUCUGAAGCGGAUCUUACUUUAUCGGUGUAAUAUUUUAGAGAAAGUUUCUGAGAAAACAAUUUCUCUUUGAAAAAUGAUUCAUUUUGAGUAUUUUGGCGAUUCUGUUACAUAACCCAUUACUUAAUCCAAAAUUAAUUAAAAUAAUAAUAAAAUAUUUUUAACGAUAAUAUUUAUAUGAUAGUAAAUAGAAAUAAACAUCUUUAAGUUGCGAAGCCAAUGAACUUGUCAUUGACAAUGGGAUUUCCGAACUUGAUUACACAACGACUUUCUCCCGGUUCUGCAUCCCAACGAAACGUUGUCUCGUUACCCAACAGGGUUUUGCCCGCCAAUCUUUAUACUUGUAGGUUUUUAACCCCUCUAUCGUAUAUAAAUUCUCAGCACAUCGGUUGAGUACCAUCAAAAGUGGUUUAAAGUCCAUUCGGGAAGCAGCGCUCCGAAAUUUCGAUUUUAAACGAAAUAUUCUUGCCAGUUACUUGCGAUUCCCGACACGGAAUUAGUUAACAGUUAACUGACCCCGGCCACUUCGCUUCUUAAACCGCCUGGAAUCGUCGUCUUUGACACACUUUUGUGCUGAAGCCAAAUAGUGUAGUAGAAAGCAGUUUCUAUUAUCAUCUGUUGUGCGUAACCAAGAGUGGUCGUUCCUCGAAGAGAUGACAUCGGCGACUAUUAGGUGGUCUCUCUUGGUCUUCACGUUCUCCAUUGUGGCGCUGCAAUCUGGUGGGCAAAAUGCGAAUGAAGAUGUUGAGGAUUCUCGACAAGGAAGAGGUUUUCUUGAUUGGAUUGGUUUGGGAACUGGACCAGAUACAGAUCCUUAUUUAGCGAGAACCAACGCAGCUUGUUUAAAUGGAGACCUUGCGGAAUGCUUUAAAUCACGCGCUUUGGUUUCGCUGGAUGAAUUUUUCGCUCAACCUUUCUAUCAGUUAACUGAAAAUGCUAGACUUGUAAGGAUGCCAGAAACGCAAUUAAGAAGUUUGGCACAGGAACCGUAUCAAUUCACUCAAGCUCCAAGAGCUGAUGAACCGGAAUGGGAUCAAUUAGUAAAGUUUGUUAUGCGAAAGGUUGAAAAGUUUUUGAAAUCUACCGCGAUCGAAGCUGAUUUUACAAACGACAUCACUGAAAGCGGGCGAUAUUCGCCGAGGUUUGUUGAUGAAAUUGCCGAUGAAAUUGAUAUUAUUGAAGAUAAAAAGGAUUCUUUAUUCAAUCGUAAACAACUUAAAAAAUUGUUUAUCCCAAUGUUGAUUAUCUUAAAACUUUUCAAAUUGAAACUCCUGCUUUUCUUGCCGUUAAUUCUGGGAUUGGCUUCGUUUAAAAAACUUUUGGGAUUCUUAGCUAUUGUAAUUCCUGGAUUAAUUGGUUAUUUCAAACUUUGCAAGCCAAAUCUCUCAUCGCCUUUUGCAUCAAAUAAUUAUCACCAUGCUCAAUAUUCGCCCGCUGGAAUUGGUUAUCAACCUCAUUAUAAAAAUCCCUAUGGAAAUGAAGAAUAUAAUUAUUACGAUGAUGGAAGAAAAAUAAACUUUGGUGAGAGCGCCCAUGAAUUGGCUUAUAAUGGAUAUGGAGAGUAUAGAAGUAAAAAUAGUGGAAUUCAAGCAGAAACUUCAUCUAAAAAAUCAAUUUUACCCGAUUCAUAAAUUAAUUUUUCGUAAG
Onthophagus taurus is the source of this 1896-nucleotide messenger RNA. It is a transcript of the gene Osi2, whose product is annotated as DUF1676 domain-containing protein Osi2. The record is from RefSeq and is a predicted model, not a curated record. Lineage: Eukaryota; Metazoa; Arthropoda; Insecta; Coleoptera; Scarabaeidae. Gene Ontology annotation, cellular component: membrane.